Macrobrachium nipponense is the source of this 1121-nucleotide messenger RNA. RefSeq names its product putative HERC2-like protein 3. The transcript is spliced from 6 exons. The coding region runs from base 111 to 1121 and encodes 336 amino acids. NCBI's taxonomy places the organism in Eukaryota, Metazoa, Arthropoda, Malacostraca, Decapoda, Palaemonidae. The record is from RefSeq and is a predicted model, not a curated record.
CCGGUGAUGUCAGACUUCCCCGUCCUGUUGAUCCUUUGUCCCACAAGAAAACAAGGACGCAAGGACAAACUUCCGGACCCCAGGUUGAAAUUGAAACCUAUUUUUCAAACAUGGCUGAUUAUUUCCUCUCAGCUCUCAUGGAGGGCAAGACACAGGAUCCUUAUGUGCAAAUGUACCUUUCCAUCUGUGACAGAGAAAUUCGUCACUCUGGUCGUCAUGCUCUUCACACUAAUUUUUCAUUAGACCACCCAAUAGAAGAAGUUGGACGCCUCAUGUCAGCCACUUUGUUGCGCCACACACAUCUCACUCUGCAGCUGAUUGAAGUGAUUGAACAGGGUCUGGCUUUAAGUGCAGAGGAUAGUCAUGGAUGGGAAUCCACUUUAGAUCUGCCACGAGGUUUGCAGGAACUCAUUCGUCAUGUCCACAACACAAAGUGGCUACUGAUCAGAAGGCGGCAAGAACUUACGAGGUCGUAUAAGGAGGUGUGUGCACCUGUUAUGGAAAGAUGCAGAUUUGUAUUUUAUGAAGUCCGCCCAGCCAGCUGUGGUGAUGUAGAAGCAUUGGAUAAGUUUGCAGUGAGAGGAGUAUCCAGGUGGCGGAAGGCAACUCAGCUGUUGCGCUUGCGCUCAAAUGAUACCACUGCCACAAGUCAGGAAAAAGAUGCUCCUCCUGAAUCAAAGGAAGGGACCAGCUCCAUGGAGGAUAUUAGUAUUAGUAGCGGCAGCAAUGCACAUAGUGAUGAUGCCGGGGGCAAUUACACUAGUCACGAUCAAGACGUAAGAAGCGGACGGCUCGACAAAGGUGAAGAUAUAUGCAAGGAUUUGCCAGAACCUGUUGGUCUCAGUCGUCUCUCUACCGAACUUUCGCUAGAUAACAUGAAAUUAGAAGGGGAUGUGGAUGUUAUUGAAAAAGAAAGGAGAUUAUCUGCCGAUGGGAAAAAGGUUUCCACUGAGAGCAAAAAGGCAUCUGUCAGUUUGAAUUUGAAGAGGUCUCCAUCACCUUCUGGAACACCUCAUUCUCCAUCUAGACCAUCUUCACUUUUAACGCCAACAGCUCCCCUUCAACUACCCCGGGUGGGUAAUAGAAAUAGCCACAAAAGUAAUAGAGUUUGUAUGCUCUGA